AUGGAUCUGGGCCAAGACAACGGGCCCACUCAUUCCUGGACUCUGCUUGUGAGGGAAGAUGGCAGCUCCAUAUCCUUCACUGACGCAGAUGAUGUGGCUAUUUUGACCCAUGUGAAGGAAAAUGCCCGCUCGACCAGCUCCAUCAUGAGCAACGCCUUGUGGAAAGCGAUGGAGAAAAGCUCGCUCACGCAGCACGCGUGGGAGUCCCUGAAGGACCGCUUCUUAAAGCACCUGUGGGGCCCUAGCCAGUUUGGCUCAGUAGAUAGAGUCCUGUCCUCCCUGAAACUCAAGCAGAAAGCUGAGGAAGACCUGGAGGCUGCCGAUAGCGGGGAACCACAGAAUAAGAGAACUCCCGACUUGCCUGAAGAAGAAGAGGAAGAAGAAGGAGAAGAAGAGGAAAGAGGAGGAGAAGGAGGAGGAGGAGGAAGAGGAGGAGGAGAAUUUGUAGAGGAAGAGAUCAAGGAGAAUGAAGAAGCAGUCAAAAAGAUGCUUAUGGAAGCCACCCGGCACUUUGAGGAGGUUGUGGUGGAGGAUUUUGAAAUACACAUAACAAUGUGUGAUGAUGAUCCACCCACACCUGAGGAAGACUCAAAAACACAGUUUUAUGAGGAAGAAGAAGAAAAAGUUUCUCCACCAGAAGUGGGAACUGCCAUUAAGAUCAUCCAGCAGUUAAUGGAAAAGUUUAACUUGGAUCUAUCAACAGUUACACAGGACUCCCUAAAAUAUAGUGGUGAGCUGGAGGCUACUACCUCCUUUUUAGAGUCUGGUCACAGGGCUGAUGGGUAUCCCAUUUGGUCCCAACAGGAUGACUUAGAUUUGAAAAAACUUGAUGAGGGAUCUGACAUUGGUCAAAAAUUUGGUGCUCAGAAUGUAACUCAGAGAAUUUAUUUCCAAAAGAAAUAA
Molecule: messenger RNA, 903 nt
Organism: Eptesicus fuscus (big brown bat)
Lineage: Eukaryota; Metazoa; Chordata; Mammalia; Chiroptera; Vespertilionidae
Product: telomeric repeat-binding factor 2-interacting protein 1-like
Biological process (GO): telomere maintenance via telomere lengthening; regulation of DNA-templated transcription
Cellular component (GO): shelterin complex
Molecular function (GO): telomeric repeat DNA binding
Source: RefSeq, a predicted model, not a curated record